CUUCUCCGGGGGUGAAAGGUUAGCGGAAGUGCCGGCUCUUCCUUUCUGCUGUAGGCCGGAGUGGUUGCUGUCGAAAUGGGCAAGUUCAUGAAACCCGGGAAGGUGGUGCUGGUCCUGGCCGGACGCUACUCGGGACGCAAAGCGGUCAUCGUGAAGAACAUUGAUGACGGCACCUCAGACCGCCCCUACAGCCAUGCCUUGGUGGCUGGGAUUGACCGCUAUCCCCGCAAAGUGACAGCUGCCAUGGGCAAGAAGAAAAUCGCCAAAAGGUCCAAGAUCAAGUCUUUCGUGAAAGUUUAUAACUAUAAUCACCUUAUGCCCACAAGGUACUCCGUGGACAUCCCCUUGGACAAAACCAUCCUCAACAAGGAUGUCUUCAGAGACCCAGCUCUUAAACGCAAAGCUCGGAGAGAGGCCAAGGUCAAGUUCGAGGAGAGAUACAAGACGGGCAAGAACAAAUGGUUCUUCCAGAAGCUCCGGUUUUAAAUGUUUCAAUCAUUAAAAAGUCAAAUCAA
Molecule: messenger RNA, 515 nt
Organism: Sorex araneus (European shrew)
Lineage: Eukaryota; Metazoa; Chordata; Mammalia; Eulipotyphla; Soricidae
Gene: RPL27
Product: ribosomal protein L27
Exons: 5
Coding region: 76-486 (136 amino acids)
Biological process (GO): translation
Cellular component (GO): ribosome; cytosolic large ribosomal subunit
Molecular function (GO): structural constituent of ribosome
Source: RefSeq, a predicted model, not a curated record